Molecule: messenger RNA, 1587 nt
Organism: Physcomitrium patens
Lineage: Eukaryota; Viridiplantae; Streptophyta; Bryopsida; Funariales; Funariaceae
Source: RefSeq, a predicted model, not a curated record
AUGAAUGAGUGCAUGACCGCUUUCAAAUUUGUGUCAUAUUCUACUAGCUCGUUUCUGGUGAGCAAGCUUUUGUAUAACCUUGUUGUGGUUAUUGGUUAGAACGUUGCUUGGUUUGACGCAUGCAUAGUAGUGGCACGGAAUCGAAGUUUUUUCACCUCGUGACCUUGAUUCUGAAUACUAAGCAUUAGCAGCUGGGAGAAGAAUUGAUCUCCUGAAGCAUAUCUCGAAUUGCCUUUGUCUGUUCCAGGUUAACUCUAGGCUUUUGUAUUCUCUCAGUCUUGAGAAAAGUUCGCAAUGAAAUGCGUAGGGGGAACAUGGCACCGUGGAAACACAGUAGAUUGUCGACGGCUACAUCUUACGCAUCUCCGCCAUGCCAUACUCUGCAUUAAACUGAUCUUCUACAGCUAUGCAGCAACUCGAGCGACGGCUCAAGGGCUCGCCCAAGAGAGCGUAGACAGCAUACUUCAGUCCCUUCGCGCCGCAGGUCUCACAUCGUCCGCAGACGCUAUUCAGGCCGCCGUCAUCAGUGGUAGCAUCACCCUCCCUUCCUCCAACUUCACCAUCUUCGCCCCUGUCAACCAAGCCGUCGAUUCCAUCCUGCCCUCCAACCCCGACCUCUCCAAAGUCCUCAAUUACCACCUUGCCACUACGGACCUUCCCCACAAAGCUCUCCUAUUGCUCCCCAUCGGCCAGCGAAUUCCAACUCUGCUUCCCGACAACACCUUGCUCGUCACCGACAACAACCUCGCCAAUUACUCCAUCAACAAUGAGCAAAUCCUGUAUUUUGAUCUCUGCACCGUGUACACGGUGUCGUGCCACGCCGUCUCCGGAAUUCUCAAUAGCACCAUUUGGGGCCAAGCAUCACUCAUUGGACCGGCAACUUCUCCAUCUGCUGCACCCGCUGGAGCCCCAUUCAUUGCGCCAUUCGCAGCACCUAUCGGAGCUCCAUACACAUCGCCCGCUGGAGCUCCAUAUGCACCGCCCCCUGAAUCUGCCUUGCCUCCUGUGAUUGGCAUCCCUCCCACAGUGCCUGGAGCUCCAGAGACCCCUCCUGGUAUCAUCCCUCCCACAGUGCCUGGAGCUCCAGAGACCCCUCCUGGUAACAUCCCCAGAACUGCCGGAAGUCCUCCACCCCCAGGGCAAGAUAGGGCUGCAGCUGCUACAGCACUAUUAAUCAGCGUCUUCUUCAUCUAGGGCGUCGAUGCAUUUGGACUCACAGUUUUGAUCAUUUUUGUGGAAAACGAAAUGAUUCAAAGUUGCAGUUUUGCAGUCCUAUGAGUCGGUGAAGGCGCUGUUUGAAAUGGAGAAAGCUGAAGAGUGAUUUUGACGCAGGGCUGUUAGAUUGGAAAUAAAAGAGAAUGGCUUUAGUCUUGGACCUUAAAGCUUCACGUAGUUGGACCUAGAAAAUGUCUGGACAAAGGUGGCAAUGUUACUGAUUUAAUUGCCUUCGAAGCUGUGAGGGUUACAAUUUUGUGCAAGAUGAUUGACACAUGGUGGAAUGUGGGUGCAGUUUUCGUCUAUCCCACUCAUCGUGUUGGUUUGUGGUUUGGCAUGAUUUGGAAUUAAAAUAUCUGGAGUUUCGCAUGA